Messenger RNA from Jaminaea rosea, 816 nucleotides. RefSeq names its product putative Pre-mRNA splicing factor ini1. The coding region runs from base 56 to 391 and encodes 111 amino acids. Gene Ontology annotation, biological process: mRNA splicing, via spliceosome. The transcript is spliced from 3 exons. The record is from RefSeq and is a predicted model, not a curated record. Gene Ontology annotation, cellular component: U2 snRNP; catalytic step 2 spliceosome; precatalytic spliceosome. NCBI's taxonomy places the organism in Eukaryota, Fungi, Basidiomycota, Exobasidiomycetes, Microstromatales.
UGCAACCACUCAGCAGACCAUCCUCACUUCCAUCCGCUCAUAAUAGCUCAGCAGCAUGUCAAAGCAUCACCCGGAUCUCAUCCUCUGCCGCAAGCUCCCGGGGAUCGCCAUCGGACGUCUGUGCGAAAAAUGCGACGGCAAGUGCCCCAUCUGCGACUCCUACGUCAGGCCAUCAACGCUGGUACGCAUCUGUGAGGAAUGCAACUUCGGCUCCUCAGGAGGCAAGUGCAUCGUUUGUGGUGGCAAUGGGAUCUCGGAUGCGUACUAUUGUGCCGAGUGCGUGAGAUUGGAGAAGGACAGAGAUGGUUGUCCCAAGGUGGUGAACCUGGGGGCAAGCCGGACGGACCUCUUCUACCUCAAGAAGAAGUCACAAGGUUUCCAAAGAGGCUAACAUCUCGAGCAGCUACGGCCGCCACUACGUCUCCCAUUCGAUGCGCACCUCGCGCCACUCAGCAAUUUGUACUUCUAAUCAAUACCAAGAUCGCGCUUACACACCCAUUCAUUCACACAACACCCUCGGGCCUCACACGGUGAUUAGCAUACUGCGAUGGUAUCCAUUGAGCCCCUUGUGUCGCUUUCUCCACCUCUCUCAACCGAGCGCCUCCUCCCUCUCCAUGACGGUCUUGUCCAGCUUGAUCAAAAUAGUCGUCCGCUGCGGAUGCUCAGCUGUAGGCACAGAGUGCGCAGUCACCCUCGCUGGAAAGCCCAUCCCGUCCAAGAUUGCCUCUACGAUGCCAGCCGUAUACGCCUCGACAGAGAGCUGUGACAUGUCCUUUGGCACGGAGAUGCCCCGCGAGUAGACGGGUUGGUUGGUAG